Messenger RNA from Eremothecium sinecaudum, 909 nucleotides. It is a transcript of the gene TSR3, whose product is annotated as ribosome biogenesis protein TSR3. The transcript has a single exon. Lineage: Eukaryota; Fungi; Ascomycota; Saccharomycetes; Saccharomycetales; Saccharomycetaceae. Gene Ontology annotation, molecular function: rRNA small subunit aminocarboxypropyltransferase activity. The record is from RefSeq and is a predicted model, not a curated record. The coding region runs from base 1 to 909 and encodes 302 amino acids. Gene Ontology annotation, biological process: maturation of SSU-rRNA.
AUGGCAAAAGGCAAGAAUAAGUGCCAAGAACCAAGAAGCCGCUCACAUAAAGGGGCAAAUGGGCAUAGCUCAAGAACGAAUAAUAAACGAAUGGAAGUAAAACAUAUAGACUCUAAAGGCAGAAACUUUCCUGCUAAAUUAGCCAUGUGGGACUUUGAUCAUUGCGAUCCUAAGAGAUGUAGUGGUAAAAAACUGGAAAGGUUAGGUUUAAUCAAAUCUCUGCGUGUUGGGCAAAAGUUUCAAGGUAUCGUUGUUUCUCCUAAUGGAAAAACCGUUGUAUGUCCAGAUGAUAAAACAAUUGUAGAAGAAAACGGUGCUUCAGUGGUUGAAUGCUCUUGGGCUCGUUUAGAUGAAGUACCUUUUAGUAAGAUUGGUGGUAAACAUGAAAGACUGCUACCGUACUUGGUUGCUGCUAACCAAGUAAAUUAUGGAAGACCUUGGAGACUAAACUGUGUUGAAGCGUUGGCGGCCUGUUUUGCCAUUGUGGGACGGAUGGACUGGGCGACUGAAUUACUGUCUAACUUCUCAUGGGGCUUAGGAUUUCUAGAGUUAAAUAAAGAAUUGCUAGAAGUUUAUCAACAGUGCACGGACCAUAAAUCUGUGAAGGCUGCUGAAGAGUCAUGGUUGAAGAAGAUUGAAGAUGAAGCUCAAGAGAGAAAGAAACAAGCACAAGAAACUGAUAUAUGGAUGAUGGGUAAUACAAACAGACGAACUAACUCUUCAAAUAACUCUUCAGAUUAUGAACACAGCCAAACUGAUGAGGAAUUAUCAGAUCAUUCGCACUAUAGUAAUGAUAACCUAUCCGAAGUCACAGAUAGAACCGUUGGGGAUGACCAGCAUUAUUUAAGGGAAAACGACAGUUUGGAUCAAAAACUUUCGAACUUUAAAAUAGAUAAUAUUUCUGGUUAA